AUGUCUUCCCCCAACCCUGAGGAUAUCCUCCCCCAGGAGCCUGAGCCUGAGCCCCCAAGCGCCAAGAAGAAAAAGAAGAAAAGAAAGUGGCUGCAGCCAGAGGCCAGCAUCCAAACCCUCACCAGGGCUGGCCAUGGGGCCCUACAGGCCGGCCGGAACCAUGAGGCCUUGACCAGCUUCCAGAGGGCAUUCCUUCUGGCCUCCAAGACCCCACAGACCAGGGACACCCCUGUGCUCCGGGCCUGUGCCUUCAACCUCGGGGCUGCCUAUGUGGAGACGGGGGACCUAGCCAGAGGCCUUGAGCUGCUCCUUCGAGCCCAGCCUGAAGAGAAGGCACAGGGCAGGCAUCACGGUGAUCAGUGUUUCAAUGUGGCUUUAGCCUACCAUGCCCUCGGUGACCUGCCUCAAGCUUUGGCCUGGUACCACAGGGCCCUGGACCACUAUCAGCCACAGGGUGGCCAGGGGGAAGUCCAGGCAAAAAUGGGAGCCUGCUACCAGGCUCUGGGACAGCCUGAGCUAGCAGCCCACUGCCUGCAGGAAGCAAGCCAGGCCUAUGCCCAAGCAAGGCAGCCCCGGGCUGCAGCCCUGGCCUUGGGGGCUGCGGCAGGGUGUAUGCUGAAGAGCGGGCGGCAUGGGGUUGGUGAAGUUGUGCAGGUGCUGGAGGAGAGCCGGAGGCUUGCUGAGAGGAGCGCUGAGCAGGGACUGCUGGGGCACCUCUAUAAUGACCUAGGUCUGGGCUACUCCCAGCUCCAGCUGUUCCCGCUGGCCGUGGAGGCCUUCCUGCAGGCCCUGCCCCUGUGCCGGGGGCCAGGAGAGCAGGCCACGGUGCUAAGAAACCUCGGGAUGGCCCACAAUGCCCUCGGCAACUAUCAGGAAGCUCGGGAGUUUCACCAGAAGGCUGCUGACCUACAUGGCUCCAUGGGGCAGCGGUGGGAGCAGGGCCGGAGCUUUGGCAGCCUGGCAUUUGCAUUGAGCCAGCUGGAGGACCACAAGGCCGCCAGAGACAACUACCUGCAUGCCCUGCAAGCUGCCCGGGACACUGGGGACAUGAAGGGGCAGUGGCAGGCCUGUGAGGGGCUGGGGGCUGCUGCAGCCAGACUGGGGCAGUAUGACCAGGCCUUGAAGUACUAUAAGGAAGCACUGGCCCAGUGUCAGAAGGAGCCAGGUUCUGUGCGAGAACGGCUGGUGGCCAAGCUGGCAGAUGCCAUGAGGACCCACUUGGGCCAGGUGGGGCUGGUCCAGGCUCACACCCUGACCUCGGCUCCAGGAAGGCCCCAGGCUCCAGGCAGGGCCUGCCGCGCGGCAGGGACCCCAGCCAGGGUGCGAGGCAGCACAGCAGAAGCACAGCGAGGAUCUUCCGGUGGGUGGGAAGUCGAAGAGCUUGAGGCGGGCCCCGAGGAGAAAAAAGAGAAGGGGUCGGCGAAUGUUCUCGAGACUUCUGGGCCUGGGAGAAUGCAGCUGUGUUUCCUUUCAGGCACAGUGAGUCAUUCCCACCAUCUAGCUUCUAACUGGCCCAUGUUUACCAAGCACCUGCCCUAUAAAGGGAUAGUUCUUUACACAUCCUCUGUGUACAGUCCAGGACCCACGGUCCAUCUUCCAUUUGGAGCUCCAGGCCCUCCCAGAGUGGAGUACCCUGGCAUCCUGGUACCCAAUGGCUCCCAAGGCAAUAGGUCACCUGAAUGGCACAGGGAAACCCUCAGCAGGAGUCCCCAGAGGAAACCCACAGAAUCUGGCUUCUGUACAGUCAUGUGACCUCCCCGCUGGUGGCCAGAGCCCUCACC
Messenger RNA from Propithecus coquereli (Coquerel's sifaka), 1781 nucleotides. It is a transcript of the gene TTC24, whose product is annotated as tetratricopeptide repeat domain 24. NCBI's taxonomy places the organism in Eukaryota, Metazoa, Chordata, Mammalia, Primates, Indriidae. The record is from RefSeq and is a predicted model, not a curated record. The transcript is spliced from 10 exons. Gene Ontology annotation, molecular function: protein binding. The coding region runs from base 1 to 1752 and encodes 583 amino acids.